GAAAGAGGUAACAAAAAAACAGGUCCACAGAAACAGAACAUGUUGUUUAUUGAUUUAACCAACGCGAACUGGUCCGAAAACAUUUGACUCUACAAAACCACCGAGUUAUACUUAUGUCUUCAUCGUCCUCACUUCAAACCCCUCAUCUUUCGGACAUUUAGGACGAGGAAGAGGUGGAGCCUUCGUCGCCUGCACUGCACAGCAGUUGAGAUCUUCAAGAAAAUCUUGAAAAAUAUGGUUCCUAUUAGGCUUGAUGCAGCUAAGCAACACUAUGCAACCAGUAGUCUUGUGAUUGGAUAUGCCCUUUGUUCGAGUUUGCUUGCGGUGAUUAAUAAGUUUGCUAUUACCAAAUUUAACUACCCGGGUCUUCUUACUGCGUUACAGUACCUUACUUCAGCUCUUGGUGUUUGGGUUUUGGGGAAGUUGGGGUUUUUGCAUCACGAUCCGUUUGUGCUUGACAUUGCUAAGAAAUUCUUGCCUGCUGCCGUUGUGUUUUAUCUGGCGAUUUUUACGAAUACGAAUUUGCUUCGUCAUGCCAAUGUCGAUACUUUUAUAGUGUUUAGAUCGUUGACUCCCCUUUUGGUUGCUGUUGCUGAUACUGCGUUUAGGAAACAGCCGUGUCCUUCGAAGCUUACUUUCUUGGCUUUGUUGACAAUAUUAGGUGGUGCUGUUGGGUAUGUUGCGACCGAUAAUGGUUUUACAUUAACUGCGUAUUCAUGGGCAUUUGCUUAUUUAGUUACCAUUACAACUGAGAUGGUUUACAUCAAGCAUAUGGUGACGAAUCUCGGGUUGAAUACUUGGGGUUUUGUAUACUACAAUAACCUGUUGUCGUUGAUGAUGGCUCCAUUGUUCUGGAUAGCUACAGGGGAGUAUGCUGAUGUCUUCACUGCUGUUGGAUCCAAUGAUGGGAACUUGUUUAAUGUUGUUGCAUUUUCCGCAGUAUCUUUGUCUUGUGUGUUUGGGCUGCUUAUCAGUUUCUUUGGAUUUGCUGCCAGAAAGGCUAUAUCUGCCACUGCAUUCACUGUGACUGGUGUGGUUAACAAGUUUCUCACAGUAGCUAUUAACGUGAUGAUUUGGGAUAAGCAUGCUACUCCAUUCGGUUUGGUUUGCCUUCUUGUCACGCUUGCAGGAGGUGUCCUGUACCAGCAGUCAGUUACUGGAGCUAGUAAUGUUCCAUCACAGCGUGAGUCCUCUGUGCCUAAUCAGAUAGAUGAUGAUAGUGACGACUAUGAAAAUGGGAAAGAAGGGAAGGGCAUAACUGGUAAAAUUUCUGGUGUAUGAGGUUUGUGCUUGUACCAAUGUACCAUUAAUGGAAGAUCUACUGCAUUGAAGGUUUUGCUUACUGUUUAGCCAAGUGGACAUCUAUCCAUUCAUUGGAAUUCAUGUGUAUUGCUUUUAAAAAUUUUGGCUUCUCAUUCUCACAUUAUAUUAGGUUCAUGCUAUCUUAGAUUAAUAGCUUGUAUACCUACUUGUGAAAGUUUCUUUCCAUUUGAACUAUCUCUUAUGGAAAAGAAGUUAUAAUUUAUUAUCUAAAUUGUAUCUUCUGUCA
Daucus carota subsp. sativus is the source of this 1549-nucleotide messenger RNA. RefSeq names its product GDP-fucose transporter 1. Gene Ontology annotation, molecular function: antiporter activity; GDP-fucose transmembrane transporter activity. Gene Ontology annotation, cellular component: Golgi apparatus. NCBI's taxonomy places the organism in Eukaryota, Viridiplantae, Streptophyta, Magnoliopsida, Apiales, Apiaceae. The transcript has 2 exons. The coding region runs from base 235 to 1281 and encodes 348 amino acids. The record is from RefSeq and is a predicted model, not a curated record.